UGUUGGCGGGAGUCAAAUAUCUUGAGAAUCAGGUGAAGGAAUUUCACCUUUGACCCGGAAUAGUUCACCUCUGACCCCUCGCUACGACGAAACCAGAAAGCAGCCCGAGUCCAGGUUUACGCGAGGAGAAAAACCGUCAUAGGAAGCUGGCUGAACAUGGCAACGUCAUGGCAUGGGUCUCUCAUCGAAGUAGAACAAAAUUGCUGGAAUGAGUCUCCCACCGGGGUUUUCCUGUUGGACUUCAACCCCACAUCAAGCAAUGCUGAAGACCAGGCAGCAGACCAAAAGGUCAACUUGAACACUGCUAGUCACGUAAGUGAGCAGGCAGGAGACAAACCAUACAAUUGUGAUCGCUGUGACUUUUCUACAUCAUGGAAAUCUCACUUGGACCGUCAUCUAGCAAUUCACUCUGGAGAAAAGCACUACAUGUGUGGGGAGUGUGGGUACAGGACAACUAAAAAAAUCUAACUUAGUACAGCAUAUGAGAAUCCAUACAGGAGAAAAACCCUACAAGUGUGACCAGUGCGACUAUUCUACAGCAUGGAAAACCCAUUUAGUCGAGCAUCGCACAAAACACACUGGCGAGCAACCCUAUAUGUGUGGGGAGUGUGGCUACAGGACAGGUUAUAAAUCUAGCUUGUCCAAACAUAUGAGAAUCCAUACAGGUGAAAAACCCUACAAGUGUGACCAGUGCGACUAUUCUGCAGCACGGAAAUCCGAUUUGGUUCAGCAUCGCACAAAACACACGGGUGAAAACCCCUAUAUGUGUGGGGAGUGCGGAUAUAGGACAGUUCAAAAGUCUAAGUUAUCCAUACAUAUGAGAAUCCAUACUGGAGAAAAACCCUACAAGUGUGACCAGUACGACUAUUCUGCAUCUCGAAAACCCCAUCUUGAACAUCAUAUUGCAGGAAAGCACACCGGUAGGAAACCCUUCAUGUGUGGGGAGUGUGGGUACAGGGCGGCUCAUACAUCUAAGCUAUCAAUACAUAUGCGAACCCAUACUGGAGAAAAACCCUACAAGUGUGACCAGUGUGACUAUGCUGCAUCACGGAAACACCAUUUGGACGAGCAUCGCACAAAACACACGGACGACAAACCCUACAUGUGUGGAGAGUGUGGGUACAGGACAGCUCGGAAGUCUGACUUAUCCAAACAUAUGAGAAUCCAUUCAGAUGAAAAACCCUACAAGUGUGACCAGUGCGACUAUUCUGCAACACGGAAAGUCAAUUUAGGUAUCCAUCAAACAACACAUACAGGGGACAAACCCUACAUGUGUGGGGAGUGUGGGUACAGAGCAGCUACAAGGUGUACGUUAUCCAAACAUAUGAGAACCCACACAGGAGAAAAACCCUACAAGUGUGAGCAGUGUGACUAUUCUGCAGCACAGAAGCCCCACCUGGACUACCAUAUGGCAGCGAAGCACACCGGUGAGAAACCCUUCAUGUGUGGGGAGUGUGGGUACAGGACAGCUCAAAAGUCCACCUUAUCCCAACACAUGAGAACCCAUACAGGAGAAAAACCCCACAAGUGUGACCAGUGUGACUAUUCUGCAACACAGAAAUCAAGUUUGAACAAACAUUUAGCAAAACACACCGGCGAGAAACCAUACAUGUGUGGAGAUUGUGGGUUUAGGACAGCUUGGAAGUCAACCUUGUCCAAGCACAUGAGAACCCAUACAAGGGAAUGACUAAAUAAGGAUAAUUCGUUUUUUUUUUUUGCAGUUCUUUACAAAACACAUGAAAAAAACACAGUGUGGUCAAGGUCACUACUCUGCGAUGUGUGACUGAAAUUUGAUCUGAGACAUAAAAACUGAUGACGAACCGGCUUUGCGGAGAGCCUGGAUACAGGACAAGUGACAGAUUAUCCCUGUGCGGCUAUCCCGGAAAUCAAGGGUGCUUCUCAUCUGAUUAUCUAUAGUGUGGACUUGAAAGGUGAUGCUGCAUGAGAAACGUAUCUUAAACUUCUCAAGUUGAUGUAUCGAAAUUCUACUGUUUAAGGUAGAAUUAUUGAUAGAUGACUUGAUAGAUGCGCAUAGGAUAAGUAGAUAGACAUUUUCAGAUAGGCUGUCCAAAGCAUGGACUUUGGACGAUAUAUAACAAAGUAUCAAAAACUAAUGGUUUGUUAUAUACAUGUGUAUCUAACAUUUGUACCGUUUUGAAAUGAUAUUUUCUCUACUUGCUUUGCAUAUAUACUGUUUUAGAAACAGUCUAACCUGUAGUGAAUACUAAAAGAAAAUAAGCGACCACACAAAAGCAGUGGUCUCGGUGAAAUGAUUUUACUGCUGUUUGUCAGCUAACCUGCAAUGUGAUCGAGAAAUGAAGGAGUAGAAAUGUAAUAUGGUAGAUAUGUAGUUUUAUAGAAUAGUUUUUUUUACAAACUUGUUGUUUUCUGAUAAUUCCUGUUAUUAUUGUUAAGGAGGAAACUUUACACUUGAGUUCGUUUUAUCUAACUCGUACCCUCUAAUCUAUGUAUUACUAAGUUAGUAUAGUCCAUCAUUAAUAUGAAGUAUACUCCAUGAAGCUGUGUGAGAAUUUAGAAGUAACACAACCUCUGGCACCACCACCCGUGGAAUACCAACCCCACUGUCUGUAGUGCUAACUCAAUAGAAUACAAGAUUU
Messenger RNA from Branchiostoma floridae (Florida lancelet), 2618 nucleotides. RefSeq names its product zinc finger protein 271-like. Gene Ontology annotation, cellular component: nucleus. The record is from RefSeq and is a predicted model, not a curated record. Gene Ontology annotation, biological process: regulation of transcription by RNA polymerase II. The transcript has 2 exons. Lineage: Eukaryota; Metazoa; Chordata; Leptocardii; Amphioxiformes; Branchiostomatidae. Gene Ontology annotation, molecular function: RNA polymerase II transcription regulatory region sequence-specific DNA binding; DNA-binding transcription factor activity, RNA polymerase II-specific. The coding region runs from base 482 to 1687 and encodes 401 amino acids.